ACGUACACAAAAUAUAAUACAAAAAGAAGAUCGCCUCAGUCGCAGGGUGAUGACGUAGCGGCAGGAAAAAUGGAGAGAAAACACAUGUCUGCUCUUGAAUUGUAUAAAAUGAUGUCAACGGAGGCGCCUCCUCCUGCAAAAAAUCCUCCAGCAUUGGUGGUGCUCAAGAAGAAAAAGAAAAAGGAAAACGGACUUCCCGUGACAAGAGUCAACAAAGUUAAAGCUCAGGUGAAGUCAGAAAAGAGAAAAAUGCAGAAGAAGCUGCAGAGGUCUGCACACAGAGAGGCGGUCCUGAUGCCAAGGGCAGAGAAGCCAGGAGAAGAGAACCAGGAGGAGAUGGAGUGUGUAAACGGCGAUGGUUCAACUCUGGAAGUUUUGCUGUCAGACCUGGCAAACGUCAACAACAGCAGAGAACGAGCCGCUCAGUUAUUCCAGUGGCUCAUCAACCCCGUUCCUACAAAAACCUUCUUCAGGGAAACGUGGGAAAAGCAGCCUGUCCUCAUACAGAGGAAGAAUCCACAUUACUACAAAGGACUGUUCUCCACGGCAGAGUUUGAUCGCAUUUUAAGAGAGGAGGACGUACAGUAUGGGGUGAACCUGGAUGUCACGAGCUACACAAACGGCGCGAGGGAGACACACAACCCUCCAGGCAGAGCUCUGCCCUUCACUGUGUGGGACUUCUAUGAGAGCGGCUGUUCUCUGCGGAUGCUGAAUCCUCAGGCGUUUUCCUCCACCGCCUGGAACGUUCUGUCCAUUCUUCAGGAGCACUUUGGCAGCAUGGCCGGAGCCAACGUAUACCUGACGCCACCUGGAACUCAAGGCUUUGCUCCACAUUAUGAUGACAUUGAGGCUUUUGUGGUUCAGUUGGAAGGGAAGAAACACUGGCGAGUUUACAACCCCAGGUCAGAAAAUGAAGUGCUGCCUGUAUUUUCAAGUCCAAACUUUAAAGACACCGACAUCGGGAGCCCCAUCCUUGAAGUGGUGUUGGAGGCUGGAGACCUCCUCUACUUUCCCAGAGGAUUCAUCCACCAGGGCGACUGUCUGCCGGACGCUCACUCCCUGCACAUCACCAUCUCCUCCUUCCAGAAGAACAGCUGGGGCGAUCUGCUGCAGAAGGUGGUUCCUGCUGCUCUGGAAGUAGCAAUGGAGGAGGACGUGGCCUUCAGACAGGGUUUACCUCUGGACUACCUGACCUACAUGGGGGUUCAGAAUUCAGACAUGGACGACCCGCGCAGAGAGAAAUUCUUUGCACGAAUCGAGACCUUGUUGAAGAAGCUGAAGUAUUAUGCGCCGGUGGAUGCAGCUGUGGAUCAGAAGGCCAAAGACUUCCUCCACGACUGCCUGCCUCCUGUACUGACACCAGAUGAACUGGCCACUAGUGUUCAAGGAGCCUCUGUUAGCUGGGAAGGUGGGAGAGUUGUGCACAGGGGGGCACAGAUCAACAGCAAGACUCGGGUCCGACUCCUCCGUGCUGGAUGUGCCAGGUUAUGCAGCAAUGAAUCGGUUCAUCUUUAUUACACCACGGGCAAUUCCCGAGUUUACCACAAAGAGGAGCUCAAGAGUUUUGAAAUAAAGACAGAGUACACAGAUGCCAUAGAGCUCCUGAUUCAUUCUUAUCCUAAAUAUGUGACAGUUGGAAGUUUCUCCUGUGAUUCUGUAGAGGAAAAGGUCUGUGGUUUUCAAAAUAUCUUGCAAAAAAAUGUUUUAAUUUUUUUUUCUUCUGAAUUUUUAAUGACUUUUCAUUUUAAAAUGAAGAAUGUUUCACCGGUUGUUUUGUUCUAUUUUUGUUUAGGUGGAAUUGGCUGAGCUGUUAUUUGAAAAGGGGAUCAUACACACAAAAGAACCUCUGUGAUGACAUCAUUGCCCUCAGUCUUCUUAAUUACAUACAACAUACAUUUUCUGUUUUUUCUGUCGUCAUAUACAGACAAGGACUUUGUAAAUUCAGUUCAUAAUGGCCACCAAAUAAACCAGCUGUGAAAUUGAAA
Cynoglossus semilaevis (tongue sole) is the source of this 1985-nucleotide messenger RNA. It is a transcript of the gene riox1, whose product is annotated as ribosomal oxygenase 1. The transcript is spliced from 14 exons. Lineage: Eukaryota; Metazoa; Chordata; Actinopteri; Pleuronectiformes; Cynoglossidae. Bases 70 to 1806 code for a protein of 578 amino acids. The record is from RefSeq and is a predicted model, not a curated record. Gene Ontology annotation, cellular component: nucleolus. Gene Ontology annotation, molecular function: histone H3K36 demethylase activity; histone H3K4 demethylase activity.